CCGGAUGUGGGCGGGGUAGAUUCCGGCCAGCUUGCAGCCAGAGCGCUUCCUGUGUCCGUCGCUGCUUUGACUGGAACCAGUACGGAACCAGCGCUCCCAGCGAACCAGUGCGCCCAGCAGAGAGGGAGCAGGCCGCAGGUUCCGCGGGAACUCACCGGGACGCACCGACGCACGCGGACGGCGGGAACAUGGCGAAGACGUACGACUACCUGUUCAAGCUGCUGCUCAUCGGAGACAGCGGCGUAGGCAAGACCUGCCUGCUGUUCCGGUUCAGCGAGGACGCUUUCAACACCACCUUCAUCUCCACCAUCGGGAUCGACUUUAAAAUCAGGACCAUCGAGUUGGAUGGAAAGAAAAUCAAACUGCAGAUCUGGGACACGGCAGGUCAGGAGAGGUUCAGGACCAUCACAACGGCCUAUUACAGAGGAGCAAUGGGUAUCAUGCUGGUGUAUGACAUCACCAAUGAGAAGUCCUACGACAACAUCAAGAAUUGGAUACGCAACAUUGAGGAGCAUGCGUCCUCAGACGUGGAGAAAAUGGUUCUGGGAAACAAGUGCGACAUGAACGACAAGAGACAAGUGUCCAAGGAGAGAGGAGAGAAGCUCGCCAUCGACUACGGGAUCAAGUUUCUGGAAACCAGCGCGAAGUCCAGCAUCAACGUGGAGGAGGCCUUCUACAUGCUCGCCAGAGACAUCAUGGCCAGACUCAACAGGAAAAUGAAUGACAACAACCCGUCAGGAGGAGGGGGGCCCGUCAAGAUCACAGAGUCCCGCUCCAAGAAGAGUCUGUUCAGGUGUUUGCUGCUGUAGGCGGAGCCUCAGCCCAGAACUCCUCCUCCUCCUGCAGCAGGAGCUGAGGAACAACCUGUGGACAUUUAAGAAGCCUGCUGUGACUCCUCCUCCUUCCUCCUCUUCUUCUUCUUCUGUUUUAAUGGUGUCUGUCGUCAGCUCAGCAGUUGGAGGAGGCUGAGCCAACGCAGCAUCUCGGUGUUUGUUACAGAGAGAACGCGGAGGCGGCGAUGAUGAAGGACAGAACCGAUGACUGUACCAAAGCAGGUGGCUCCGCCCUCUCCUCCGGUGUUUCAUUUACACGUCGCGGCUGAAGCGUUUAAAGGAUCAAAUAUGUAGCAGAUAGUGAGGCCAAACACCUGCACAGGCUUCAGUCCUACUUUUAUGGCAACCGACCAAUCACAGACCGGACGCCUGGACUACGAAGCAGGUAACCAGGUGCGAUCAAAAAGUUCAGCCAGGUAGAGUCGGUGAUGUUACAGUCAUAAGGUCCCACGUGACCACAGUCACCAGUGAUGAGGGCUGGAUCUGCGCCUCUGAGCCAGGAUCCCCUUUUUAGUGAAUGUGCAUCAGGUCAGCGCCGUCCUUCGGUCUCCACCCAGAGCUCGUGGUCACAGGUGAGGACUGUAGAUCAGCCGGUAAACUCACAGCUUCGCUCCCACACUCGGCUCUUCUUCAUCACCUCAGAUCGGUACAGCAUCCCUGCAGACAUCGCACAAACCCGUCUGUCAGUCCUCGCUUCCUCCUCCAGGACUCUUCGCCCAAAUUCAGAUCAGGUUCCUUUUUAUCAGAGCUGAACUUUCUGAUCGCACCUCGUGGGUCUUAUCCAGAUCUCAUCAUUUAAACCAGGUUUUCUUAAUCUGAUAAACAAUCACAAAUGUGGAAAGGUUUACGCUCACAUAUCCUGCCCCCAGAAACAGAGUUAAACCUGGAGUUCCCUCUCUGACCUCAGAUCCUGCUUCGUGGUCCAGGCCUCAGUCAGAUCAGCUGAUCUCCUGCUAACGCCCUAAAAACGAGCCCAGAGUUUCAGGAAGUUGAUGGAGGGUCGGAAACAUCCUGAAAUUCACAGCUGAUUAUUUUAGGAAAGUUUGCAGGAAAUCAGCUGAAAAAUAUUCAGAUCUCAAUCUUAAAUAAUGAAUUUGCAGCUUAAACGCAGGAAAUAAAAACCCAGCGAGAGCCUGCCGGGCUCCCAACAGACGAGAAACCAUCAAAAUAUCGUUUUAAAUUUGUGUUCACUAAAAUGUCUUAACCUUCAUUUGACCUCCAGCCUUCACGUCAGAGUUUAUUUUAACAGAACUAAUAGUUUUAUAUUUUAUCAUUUAAAUGCCAGAUUUGUCUUUAUAGAUUUUUUUACAUGCAUCUUUAAUUAAACUGAAUUCAUGGUGAUAUGAAAACAGAAGAUGGUGUUUCCUGUGCGCGGCGUGCUCGGGCGCAGGUUUGAAUCUAACGAAGACGUGAAGCUUUCACAGAAGAACUGAGGCUCGUUUUCAUUUUUCAUGCUUUUUGUGUUUUUGUAUUUAAUCAUUUCUUUUACAGUGGACAUGCUUUUAUUUUGUAACUUUUCAGAGGAACUGUUUGAGCUUUAUUUUGAAAUGUUUGAGUUUCACGUGCAGCUGCUGCUUCCAGAUUUCCUGUUCGUGACGCAGACUCCCGAUCGGCAGGCUCACCGAUCGGGAGUCUGCGUCAUCGAUCGUUUCACUGACUCAUUAAGCUGGAACCAGGAAAACUGUAAGAGUCGCGGUGAAUGUGCGGCCCCCCUGAGCGCGUCCCCCUCAGCUGAGAACUGUCCCGCCUUCCUAAAGCAGUCCUCGAGCUCCUGCGGCGGGAGAGAGCCUGGAAACGGUUCCAGAGACUCUGGAAAACUCCUAAAACUGAAUGUUGGUCCGAGUCUGAUUCAGCAGCUGCACGUGAAGCAGAAAUCAGUGUUACAGCGUGUUUGUUUACACUCUGCUUCCUGUCGCGGCCAGACUGUAAAUAAAGAUGGACGACAGCCGUCAAUCAUGAUCACAGACAUCAGUUUAAACCAAUCAUCAAUCAAUCGUUUAACAUUUGGAAUGUACACAAGGCGCACUUUUUUUUGGUCCCAUGUGUCAACGGGGUGGAGGCGGGGCUUAUGACCUGUACUGCAAACAAUCCUUUGUCACUUCCUGCCGUCCAUCUUUAUGUGUGGUCAGAUUUAUGCGAACACGAAGGAGGCGUGGCCAACGUGUUCAUUUUUAAAUUCUUUGUAUUUUUCAGCACUUUGUGACUCGCUAUGCAAAAACCACUUCUUCCUUUUUGUUGUGUUACUGAGCUCUGAUUGGUCAGAUCAGACGUACUGAUGAUCCGAGGACAAACGUUUAGGAGGAAACUUUUUAAUGUGACUUUCAGAUUAAAAGCCUUUUGACAUCAGCACACGGAGGAUGAUUUUAAUAAACGUGUUUUAUAUCUGGGACUUUGUGUUGAUGUCAGCAGACCGAAGCUUUCUGAGGAGGGUGGGAACAGAUGAAGGCUUUGAGCUGGAUGUUUUUGAGCUGAAAGAAAAGGUCUGCGGACGGGAGGCUUUUAAUGUGAAAGUCACAGGACUGAUUCAGGAAGUUUCCGUGACCUCUGACCCCAGCUGUCUUUAACCCCUUCGGUUUUUAUCUGUCUUCCGUUUCCUGCUCUGAAACAUUUGGAGCGUUGUUGCUGCUUCGGCUGAUGAAUAAACGACUUUU
Messenger RNA from Archocentrus centrarchus (flier cichlid), 3484 nucleotides. Its product is annotated as ras-related protein Rab-8B. The record is from RefSeq and is a predicted model, not a curated record. Gene Ontology annotation, molecular function: GTPase activity; GTP binding. NCBI's taxonomy places the organism in Eukaryota, Metazoa, Chordata, Actinopteri, Cichliformes, Cichlidae. The coding region runs from base 189 to 809 and encodes 206 amino acids. The transcript is spliced from 8 exons.